AUGACGACGAUUGGAAAAAUUGAUGUUUUUGAUGAAACCCAAGAAAGCUGGGAGACGUAUGUCGAACGAGUAGAACAUUUUUUCCCUGCAAACGAUGUCGACGACAAUCAUCAAGUGCCAACUCUGCUGAGUUUGAUUGGAAGCAAAACGUAUUCAUUAUUAAAGGAUUUACUUUUGCCAGAAAAGCCUGCAGACAAGAACUUUGAUGAAAUAGUAAGUACAUUACAGAAGCAUUUAAAUCCUAAACCACUAGAAAUAGCCGAACGGUUUCGUUUUUAUAAGAGAAAUCAGCAAGAAGGGGAGAGCAUUUUAAGUUAUAUAGCUGAGUUAAAGAAAUUAACCACACAUUGCAAUUUUGGAAAUAACUUGGAAGAAACCUUGCGUGCCAGAGUGGUGUGUGGAUUAAGUAAUCAGCAAAUUCAGAAACGUCUCCUUGCAGAGUCAAAAUUAAAAUUCUCCAAAGCUGUUGACAUAGCAGUUGCUAUGGAAACAGCCACUGGAGAUGCUACAGAGAUCCACAGCAAGGGUAGAGAAGAAAAUCCUCUUGGUCUUGACAAACUGACACUGAACAGACCCUCGAAUAGAUCAGAUAGUGGCCCACCUUCCCCUGUAGUGUGUUAUCGAUGUGGAGCUAAUACCCAUGUUGCAACUGAGUGUAGAUUUAAGAAAGAAGUCUGUCAGAAGUGUGGAAAGAGAGGUCAUAUUCAAAGAGCUUUCCGGGCACAACAAAGCCAGGGGCCCGGCAGACCCUCGCCCAGAUCAAGAUACCAGAAAUCGACCAAUGCCAUAGAGACCGAACCAGAUGAGUAUGAACACUUGUUGAAUAACCUAGAAGUUCAUAAUGUAAACAAAUCAAACAGUGAUGUCAUAUGGAUUGACGUGAAAGUUGAAAAUCAACCACUAUCCAUGGAACUAGACACAGGAUCGGUCUUGGCCAUUUUGCCAUAUGACAUGUUCUUGGAAAGAUUUCGCGACAAGAAGUUAGAGAAAACAACCACCGUACUAAAGACCUGUACUGGUGAACUGAUUGUUCCAGUUGGUUGCCUUACCAUGCAAGUUGAAUACUUAGAUCAAUCAUGUCAAUUGCCAUUCCAUGUAGUCCAGACUAAGGGUCCAGUGUUAAUGGGUCGAGAUUGGCUUCACAAGCUUCGCCUCGACUGGAAAACCAUUAAGUUGUUGAAAUCCUCAGAUUCCAGCCAUAGAAACCAUGGCACGACUACACAAGAGCAGCUAAAAAACCUAUUGGAUACGUAUGCAUAGGUUUUUAAAGACAAGCUGGGAACUUUCAAAUCUGCCAAAGCAAGGAUAACCCUCAAAGAAGGUAGUCAACCACAGUUUCGCAAAGCUCGUCAGGUCCCAUAUUCCUUACGACCGGAAGUGGAGGAAGAACUGAAGAGACUUCAGAGCGAAGGUAUUUUGUCGAAAGUAGAGUGGAGUGAUUGGGCGACACCGAUUGUACCAGUGCCGAAACAAGAUGGUUCAGUCCGUAUUUGUGGUGACUUCAAAGGUACUAUUAACCCAACACUACAAGCAGAACAGUAUCCUCUGCCUCGAAUCGAAGAUAUCUUUGCCCAUUUAGCUGGUGGGAAAAGGUUUUCCAAGAUCGACCUCCGCCAAGCUUACCAUCAGAUUGAGCUGGAGGAAGAAUCCAAGAAGUACCUUACAAUUAAUACGUCCAUGGGCUUGUUUCAAUACAAUCGAUUGGUGUUUGGUAUCACCUCAGCUCCCGCCAUUUGGCAGCGUUCCAUGGAUCAGAUUCUGGAAGGAACUUCUGGUAUUAGUUGUAUCCUAGAUGAUAUGAUUGUGAUGGGUAAAAGCGACGCAGAGCAUAUGGCUAACCUGGAGGAG
This is a messenger RNA of Paramuricea clavata, 1848 nucleotides long. The record is from the annotation of a GenBank genome assembly. Lineage: Eukaryota; Metazoa; Cnidaria; Anthozoa; Malacalcyonacea; Plexauridae.